CAUAUUUGAGUUUGAAUAAGCUGAAUGUAAAAUGGAUUGCAAGAUUAAAGACGAUUUACAUGACAAAUGAUGUGUUAAUCGGUAUACUAAUUAUCAAAGCGAAAGGCUAAAGAAAGCACUCUUUUCUAUUUUUAAAAAGAAGUGCAAACAUGAGUUCUUGUCGUGAGGAUGGAGGAACCCAAAUUUGAAACUCACAAAUCUUUGGAUUAUGAAAAUUCAGUCUGUGCAUAUUUGGAAUUAGCAGUUGAAACCAAAGAAAAACCGAAGCUUGGCUGCCAAUCUUGGGGCGAAAGAAGACACAAGCUCGGGUUACUGUAAAUAUGUCUUUAUGCAUUACAGGUGAUUUGCAAGUAGAUUUGGCUGCUGUAUUUUUUAGCCUGACAAAGUGAUAGUAUCCAAUGCUUUGUACCAUGGUGGGGAUCACCAUUGUUUAGCAGUUAUCAGCAUAGAAGAGAGUUCUCAUGAAUGAUGGCUCGAGUCUGCAUGUCCUUAUAUCACUCCAUAUUUCCUAAAGCUAAUCGUGUGUCUAAUUUGUUACGUUCCAAUGGAAUUUCUGUCUUCCGAAGCAGCCAUUCUUGUACUGAUUUACCACCAAGUUUUUACAGUUGCAAUGAUUUAUUUUCUAACAUUCGCUAUAGUACUGGGUCAGAACCAGAGGAAAAGAAUAAUGUCUUAUGCAAUGUUCCAUUUUCCUGUUCAAAACAGUUUUUUCAAUCUUCCCCUGCCUGGGCCACUAUUAGGACUGGUGUGCAGCAUUAUCAGGUCAAAGGAACAAUUCCAUAUUACAAAUCUAUAUGCUUAUCAUCAUUUGGGUCAAAUAAAACUAUCCAUGUUUGUCGAACAUUCUCUUCCCGGGCUACAGACAAAUUAGAUGGGCUUUCAGCAGAAGUUUCAACUGCUUCCAAUGCCAAUGGAUCAACUACUGGUGAUGUGGUUGGGGAUGACUGGAUGGAUGUUGCAAAAAGUGCUUCAAAAUCUGUUAAGGAUGCAGUUAUGUACACAGGAACAAAGGCCAAGGAAACAUUGGAUGAACACAUGCCUGUUUUGCAGCAAUGGAUGGACUCUUCACCAUAUUUAAAAGAGACACUUAUUCCAGUCAGCUGGACGAUGUUGGCAUCAAUAUUAGCUUGGCUGGUAAUGCCAAGAGUGCUCCGUAGGAUGCAUCGGUAUACUGAACAAAGUUCCAUUAUAUUAUCUAUGGGGCGCCCAUCUCAGGAACGGGUGACUUAUGAGAAAAGUAUCUGGGGUGCUUUGGAGGAUCCUGUGCGGUAUCUCAUCACCUUUAUGGCAUUUUCACAGUUGGGCUUAAUUAUUGCACCAAGCACAGUUGCAGCACAAUACAUGCCUCAAAUAUGGAGAGGAGCUGCUGUUCUUUCAUUGGUUUGGUUUCUUCAGAGGUGGAAAAGCAAUGUGUUUUCUCGUUUUUCUGCUGCUGAGCAGAUUGCUGGCCUUGAUAAAGAAAAAUUCUCGGCUUUGGACAAACUCUCCUCUGUGGGCUUGUUUGUUCUGGGAGGAAUGGCAUUGGCUGAGGCUUGUGGUGUAGCUGUUCAGUCUAUCAUAACUGUUGGGGGAAUAGGAGGUGUUGCAACUGCAUUUGCAGCAAGGGAUAUCCUUGGAAAUAUGCUAACUGGGUUGGCCAUGCAAUUUUCUAAGCCCUUUUCAAUUGGAGACUCAAUCAAGGCUGGCUCAAUAGAAGGACAAGUGAUUGAAAUGGGGCUGACUUCUACAAUAAUGCUGAGCCCAGAUAAAUUUCCAGUGACUGUGCCAAAUUCAUUCUUUUCUAGCCAGGUAAUAAUCAACAAGUCACGUGCUACUUGGCGUGGUUUACUUGUUAAAGUCCCAGUUAAACUAGGAGAUUUUGAGAAGAUACCUCAGAUUACAGAAGAUAUCAAAGUCAUGCUAAAAAAUAACCCAAAUAUUUUCUUGGAAAGGGAUACUCCUUAUUGUUUUGUUUCACAACUUGGACCGUCAUUUUGGGAGAUAACUAUAAGCUGCAACAUCAAACCUAUGAGUAAAGGUGAAUUCUUUGCAGCUGAACAAGAUAUUCUAUUAGAAUCUGCACGGGUAGUCAAGAAAUGUGGUGCUGAACUCGGGAGCACAUAUACUUUAUAAAAAAAUAACAGCUUCAAAUGUUGUGGAAUUAUAAAUUUUGUUGGUUGUAGAGAGAGUACAGGCUCUGUGUCACAAUUAUGGGAGAAUAAAACCCCAAAAAAUGAAAAAAAAUCAUUAGCUACUGUUGAUGAUAAAACUAUUAAUUUUUUAAGACCAACAGUAUCCUCCUUUUCUGUAGCAUUUUAACCUGGUUUUUCUGUUCAGAUAUGUGCAGAAAAAUUCUUGCCAUCCUUCUGGUUCAUUUAGUUGUAAAACAUACUAAAAUUUGAUUGCAUGACAUUGAUGAUAUGGUUGGUGAGUUGUUAGAUGUAAUUAUUACUAUAUCCAACUAAAAUUUCAAAGUAGUUGUUUUA
This is a messenger RNA of Cryptomeria japonica (Japanese cedar), 2465 nucleotides long. RefSeq names its product mechanosensitive ion channel protein 1, mitochondrial. The transcript has 7 exons. Gene Ontology annotation, biological process: transmembrane transport. The record is from RefSeq and is a predicted model, not a curated record. Gene Ontology annotation, cellular component: membrane. The coding region runs from base 466 to 2112 and encodes 548 amino acids. Lineage: Eukaryota; Viridiplantae; Streptophyta; Pinopsida; Cupressales; Cupressaceae.